AUGCAUGUAGCAAAUGAUGGCAGUUUUUAUUUGUCCAUCGAGGAAACCAAUGAAAUCAGAAAAAAACUCGGACUGAAACCACUCAAUGUAACAAACCAAACAACAACAAGUGCAUCAUCGGAUCUCAAAGAUGAACCAAAAAAUGAAGAAGAUGAAGCUUCCGAAGUACAUAAACGAAUCGAGUUGGCAAAAAUCAAAAGAAAAGAAAGAGAAUUAAAAAGAAUAAAAGGAGAAGAUGACGAAGAAGAUAUCAAACCAACAGUUGUAAAAAAAGAAAAACAAGUAAUUCUUGAAACAAACGAAGAUGAUGAGGAAAUAAUUCAAAAAUCAUCUAAAAGCAAAUUCUACGAUUUGCAUGCUAGUAAACCAAGUAUUGCUUCUGAUUUUGAGGUUGUAAAAAAGAAGAAAGCAAAGAAUAUUAGAGUCAAGGAUAAAUUAUCGGAACCAUCAGCCACUUCUUCCGGAACUGAUUUAUUAGCAAUGAUGGAGCUGAACGCUUCAAUGCUUGACGAAGAAAUCAAACCAACUAGCAGAGCUGAAAGAACACUCACAAGAAGAGAAGAAAAUAUCUUGUUAGAGGAAAGAGAAAAGGACAGGAGCUAUCAAGAGGCCAUUGACAAAGCUCAUGAGCAAUCUAAAAUUUUACAUCAAUCAUUCACCCCUAAUUUUGAGAGUAAUAGAGAGGAGGAUUUUGAGCUGAACUAUAAUCAAGGAAAAAAGUAUGAUGCAACAAAGCAUUUUGUAAAAACAAUAUCAAUUGAAAAAUCUGCUAAUGAAGAGGAAGAGACUGUAAUUAACAAGAGAAAAAGAAAGAGCCAAAGCCUAAGAACGAAAGAUGCUGACGGUGAUCAUGUGAUGGAAGAGACAAGUCAGACUACGACUGUUGUGCCGACCAUAGAGGUAAAAAAAGAGGAGGAACCACAAAUUCUUCAAGAAGAAAUUAUAAAGGAACCGUUGGUGUCUGAUGGAUUGCUUGCAACUUUAGAAUUUGCAAAGCAACAAGGCUUUCUAGAAGACAAGAGAGUUGGCCGAAAUAAGGACAAAUCUCAUAUCGAAGAGAGACAAAAAUCUAAAUUACUAGAUAAUAACGAAGAUAUUGACUUUGUUAUCGAGCAUUUAGAUCAAUAUGGCCGAGCUACAACACCAAAACAAGCGUACAUUAACUUUUCUCACAGCUAUCACGGUAAUAAGCCAAAGAAAAAGAAAGUAGCUAAGGAGAAAAAAAAGAUGGAACUAGAAAGACGUAGAAAUGCUGGAGCUUUAGAUGACAGCAUGAAGGUUCUAGAGACCGUAAUGAAAGAGACAAAACAACCAUUUGUGGAAAUCACAAAGGAAACCUUUGAAAAAGCUGUAGAGAUUAGAGCCAAGUUACAGAAAGAAUCCAAACCAAAAAAGAAAAAGCAAAAGAAGGAAGACACAUCAUCAGUAAAAGAAUAG
Naegleria fowleri is the source of this 1437-nucleotide messenger RNA. RefSeq lists its product as uncharacterized. Bases 1 to 1437 code for a protein of 478 amino acids. Gene Ontology annotation, biological process: maturation of 5S rRNA; mRNA cis splicing, via spliceosome. Gene Ontology annotation, cellular component: U4/U6 x U5 tri-snRNP complex. The transcript has a single exon. The record is from RefSeq and is a predicted model, not a curated record. NCBI's taxonomy places the organism in Eukaryota, Heterolobosea, Eutetramitea, Acrasida, Naegleriidae.